AGAGAGAGAGAGAGAGCUGUGUGAGGUGACUAGCGAGAGCAGUGCAGCAGAGAGUUGGACACCAUACAGAGCUAGAUUAGGUGUUUGUAAGUAUGCGGACUGGUAGAGUUUGUGUGUGAUUUAAGACAGUGAUGUGCCAGAGCAGGAAGUGACUUUAUCAGCGAGAGAGUCAAUGUUAUAGUCACAUGUGUAACGUGUCAGUGAUGCACAUUCAGGGCUCAUGGAAGCCUCAUCGGGCAGCACAGCAGAACUGCCAGAAGCAGAAUGCUUGGCUGUGGCCAGCAGGAUGCCGUUCUGCAGUCAGGAGGAGCAGGAGUCAUCUCUUGGCCUGCUAAGUGUCGCUGAGCUCAGUCUGGGCCUGCAGUCACUCAGCCUGCCCUGGGAGCAGCCAUGGAACCGCACUGAACCUGAACUUCCAGCCAGGCCCAGCUCUCCUGAAAACAUGCUGGGGUUGUGGCCUAGUUCUCUCGCCGAUGCCCUGGACACUCUGCAGGGUUUUCCGAGCCAGAACUCUUUUGCUGGAGGUGACCUAUUGGAAUAUUUUCCCAGCCUGACCCGCAUGACGGAGUCUCUUUCUCUGCUAAACUCCGGAUCUAGCAGUCCUGUUGACUCUGAGACCAGCCCUAUUUCGUCUGGAUCGGACCACCUGGCCAGUUUACGGAUCUCUCCUCCGAUGAAAUUCCACCUGUUUGACAGUCAGAAAGAGGCCUCAUUGCCUAGCAGAGGACAGCGAGAAGACUCCAUCUCUCCAAUUGCCCCUGCUCUCCCUGCAGUACUUGAAGAGUCACUGGCUAAAUGCUGGACCAGAACAGCACCCUGGUCUAGGUGGAGCACCCAGAAAGCACAGGAUUCAUUCAGCAUCGAGACUAAGGCUCAGCUGCACAGACAGGCCGCAGCAACAAAUGAAGCUACUUGUACCUGGGCUGGACAACUGCCUCCACGCAUCUACAAAACCCCCAUCUACUCCUGUAAAGUGUUCCUAGGAGGAGUGCCAUGGGAUGUCACAGAGAGGUGUCUUCUGAACACAUUUAAUUUGUUCGGAUCUCUAAAAGUGGAGUGGCCUGAUAAGGAUGGUAAACACUCUCAGUGCCCACCUCAAGGUUAUGUGUACCUAGUGUUUGAUUUGGAGAAAUCAGUGAAGGCUUUGCUGCAGGCCUGCAACCAUCGUCACCUGCAUCCUACAGAUUACCUGGAGUACUAUUACAAGAUUUCUAGCAAGAAGAUACGCUGUAAGGUGGUGCAGGUGAUCCCUUGGGUGAUCACAGACAGUAGUUUUGUGUGCUCCCCCUCGCUGCGGUUCUUUCCCAGUAGAACAGUGUUUGUUGGGGCUCUGCAUGGCAUGCUGACGGCUGGAGAUUUAGCUCACAUCAUGAAGGAACUGUUCGGGGAGGUCGUGUACGCCGGGCUUGACACGGACAAGCACAAAUAUCCAAUAGGGUCUGGACGUGUGACAUUCAGGAACCAGAAGAGCUACCUGAAAGCAUUGACUGCUGCAUUUGUGGAAAUCAAGACAACCAAAUUCUCCAAGAAGGUUCAGAUUGAUCCAUACCUUGAUGACUCCAUGUGCCAAAUAUGUAAUUGUCAGCCAGGCCCAUUCUUCUGUAGAGAUCAGACUUGCUUUCAGUACUACUGCCGCUCUUGUUGGCACUGGCAUCACUCAGUAGACAUGCUGAGCAGUCACCGGCCUCUGAUGCGCAACCAGAAGAACCUGAACCCAAGCUAAACAGCCGAUGCAAACUGUAUUUCUGCCGCUAGCCCGGAGGUUUUUGGGCUCACUUGACCCCCUGCGAUUUAACCGUGCCAUUUUCUCUGCAGCUCACCGGAGCCGAGUCAGAGAACGACUAGAAAGUUCACAUUUCAUUGCUUUUUCUCUUUUUGCUUUUCACUUGUUCAUGAAGGCACUAUGUAGAGUGACGUGCCAUGUGAUGGUGGCCCAUUUGCACCAUUACCUGGGCAACCAUCACCAUGGAGAGAACUCCAGAUUUCUGCGGGUGGCAACUAAAUAAAACCCGCCUGUUUUUUUAGAUUGUUUUUCUUUAUUUACAUCUUUGUGUAUGAAGUGGCAAAUGCAUACAAACGCAUGGCAUCUAUAUUUAUUGUUUAGCAUUCAUGUCAAGUAGCAUUUAUAUUGUCAGUUUCAUCAGUACAUUAUUAGUAUUAUUACUGAUUAACCUUAGGUCAAAAAGCCCUUUUAGCUAGACAUUAAAAAUGUUACUUUUUUACAUACUUAUAUUUCUGGCUUUACUGGAUUAAGAUGUGGAUGUCAUUACACUAUGGAUUCUAACUACAUGGAGUUAGUUAUUCUAACUACAUGGAGUGGAUAUUUUUAGUUUUAUCUUAACCCUUCAGAAACGUUAAUGUGCAGCAGCAUUAAAUAUCCCACAUGUGGCUGCUAUUGCUGGUUAGGAACAGACUGUAGACUGUACAUAGUUUUAAUCGAAUUGUUGCACUUUAUUCAAUUGCACUUCAGGGAAAGGGGGACAUGUAGUUUUAAAUUUACUCUUGUACAACUAUUGAAUGGGAGAGUUGUUUAAGCAUGAUCCUUUAAUUUACUGAUACUGUUUCUGGUUCUGUUCCAAGUGAAUUGAGCUAACUCUGGUUCAAGGCCUAUUGAUUGUAAAGUGUUCUAGAUCAAAUGCAAUUUAAUUCUUAGUUUUAUUUAAGAUUUACGGCUUAUGUGCCAAAGAAAGAUCUAGUCUCUGUCUCUCUGUGUGUAUCUCUCUCUCUCUCUCUCUCUCUCUCUCUCUCUCCUUUGUUUUUCAUUGAGGUUUGUUGUGCUGAGCUUGUUGCCUGGUCCAACUGCUUUUUUAUUUUUUUGAGUCUAAAAAUCUCUACCUCAUUGGUCUGCGAGUGUUGCUAUGGUUACAUAACUUGGAGGUUGUUCCAGUUGGGCACAAUAAAGUUGUUGAAGCAUUUACAAGUCUGUUUAAUUUCUUUAAAGGUCUUUUUAUACAUAUGUAUAUGUUAAAAGAAAUAUGUCAUGCACAAUAAAGCCUGAUUCACUCACA
Messenger RNA from Tachysurus vachellii, 3008 nucleotides. It is a transcript of the gene cpeb1a, whose product is annotated as cytoplasmic polyadenylation element binding protein 1a. Gene Ontology annotation, molecular function: translation factor activity, RNA binding; mRNA 3'-UTR binding; mRNA regulatory element binding translation repressor activity. The record is from RefSeq and is a predicted model, not a curated record. Bases 221 to 1723 code for a protein of 500 amino acids. Lineage: Eukaryota; Metazoa; Chordata; Actinopteri; Siluriformes; Bagridae. Gene Ontology annotation, cellular component: nucleus; cytoplasm; synapse. The transcript has 11 exons. Gene Ontology annotation, biological process: negative regulation of cytoplasmic translation.